AGAGCGCCCGGCUGACGUCAGCGCCCGGUGGCUUCAGUGUUCGAGGCGGCAGGUGCGGCGGGAGCUCGCGUUCAUUCUUCAGUCUCACGUCCAACGUCCGAGUGAGGGGGGCACCGAGUGGCCGCGGCUCCGCCGAAGGAAAGGUUUUCAUUCCCACAUGAAUUACGGAAAUCCUCCACCCUACUCGGACCCAGGCCCAACUGCCCCAUAUCCACCAUAUGUACAGCAACCAGGUGGUGCAUAUCCUCCUGCUGGGCCUCCAGGGCCGUAUCCACCCCCUAAUGCAGGGUAUCCAUACCAAGGCUAUCCACAGUAUGGCUGGCAGGGCGGACCCCCUCCAGAAGCUCCCAAAACCACAGUGUAUGUGGUGGAAGACCAAAGACGGGAUGACACAGGCCAAGCUACCUGCCUCACAGCUUGCUGGACUGCUCUCUGCUGCUGUUGCCUUUGGGACAUGUUAACUUGAACAGCCUUGACCUCCUUCCCAGAAGGCUUUGUAUCCUCAAUCGAUGGAGUUCUGAGUCCUGAUCUCUUUCUACUGCUAUAAUGAAUGACAAGUUCUGCAACGAUAUCUCAACUGCAGCAUAAUGGAAUCCUAGAUUAGUAGUGAUUUUUUGCUGUUCAAUUUAAUUUAGUGACAUGAUCUUUCUAAUGUUCAUUUUCUAAUUUUUUGUCGUACUUUAACAAAUGUGCUAAAUGAUUUUUUGGCCAAAGGCUUGAAUAUGAAAUUUAUAUCUAUCAUUUUAAAUUGUACUGUUCAUGGCAGUGGCAAAAUAUGCAACAAUACAAGCCACUGAAUGAUUUCUUUCCUAACUCUUAAUGUUUCAAUACUUCCUUGUCAAUAAAUUUUUCAAAAGUCCCA
Vombatus ursinus (common wombat) is the source of this 862-nucleotide messenger RNA. RefSeq names its product cysteine rich transmembrane module containing 1 (gene CYSTM1). The record is from RefSeq and is a predicted model, not a curated record. Bases 158 to 466 code for a protein of 102 amino acids. The transcript has 3 exons. Gene Ontology annotation, cellular component: extracellular exosome. NCBI's taxonomy places the organism in Eukaryota, Metazoa, Chordata, Mammalia, Diprotodontia, Vombatidae.